This is a messenger RNA of Beauveria bassiana ARSEF 2860, 1248 nucleotides long. Its product is annotated as GTP-binding protein GTR2. NCBI's taxonomy places the organism in Eukaryota, Fungi, Ascomycota, Sordariomycetes, Hypocreales, Cordycipitaceae. Gene Ontology annotation, molecular function: GTP binding; GTPase activity. Gene Ontology annotation, cellular component: fungal-type vacuole membrane; nucleus; Gtr1-Gtr2 GTPase complex. Gene Ontology annotation, biological process: cellular response to amino acid stimulus; cellular response to starvation; positive regulation of TOR signaling. The coding region runs from base 1 to 1248 and encodes 415 amino acids. The record is from RefSeq and is a predicted model, not a curated record. The transcript has 3 exons.
AUGUCCCCUAUACACUCCCUUCUUCUUCGCUGCAAGCGCUGCGUGCAUUCCCUCAGCCUUGCUCUACGCAGGAAACCCCCCCGCAGAUCCAGCGUCGCAACAGCGGCCCCAAUCCCAGCCUCGGACACACACCAUAUGACCACAGCACAGCUAACCCUUCAGCGAAUCCACGAUCAGGCCUCCGGCACUACAUCAAAAAAGGAUGACCUUAGGGGAGAUAUCAUCUCUGGUAUCCCUGCAAAGGGGAAACCCCGCCUGCUGCUCAUGGGUCAGCGAAGGAGCGGAAAGUCUUCAAUCUCCAGCGUCGUAUUUCACAAGCUUCCACCAAAUGAGACAUUAUUCCUAGAGUCUACGGCAAGAAUACAGAAAGACUCGAUGGCAUCAUUCAUGGAAUUUCAAGUAUGGGACUUUCCUGGACAAAUUGACGUCUUUGAGACGCCAAAUUUUGAUAUGGAGGCCAUUUUCGGUGAGAUCGGGGCUUUAAUCUGGGUAAUUGAUGCCCAAGAUGACUAUUUGGAGGCAGUUGCACGUCUAAACACCACAAUAUUGGCUCUGCAAGGAAACUACCCCAACAUCAACAUCGAGGUGUUUAUUCACAAAGUAGAUGGGCUAUCAGACGACUACAAGCUCGAUAUCCAACGCGACAUAACUAUCCGCAUUCAAGACGAACUGUCGGACCACGGCUUCGAAAACGCGCCCGUCACUUUUCACCUUACCUCCAUCUACAACCACUCCAUCUUUGAGGCCUUUAGCAAAGUCAUUCAGAAGCUCAUCCCGCGGCUAGGCACGCUUGAAGCCAUGCUGACAAACUUGUGCCGCACAUGUCGCUUCGAAAAGGCAUACCUGUUUGACGUCAUGUCCAAGAUUUACAUUGCCACUGACAGCUCGACGGCCGACAUGGCAAGCUACGAAAUUUGCAGCGACUACAUUGACGUCAUCAUCGACAUUACCGAGGUUUACGGCACCUGGCAGCGCAGCGACGAGAGUCGUAAGAAGCUCGAGGGCGAGCCGCUCAACAUGAAGCUUGAGGAUCAGAUUGGAUGCGCGACGGCCGAGAGCUGCCUCGUGCUGCACGACAGCAACAAGCCCAUUAUGCUGCGCGAGGUGGACAGGUACCUCGCCCUGGUGGCGAUUAUGACGGACGACUCGUAUGAGAAGAUGCCGCUGGUGAAUAUGAAUGUCGAGACGGUCGUCGAAGGCGUCACGGAAUUUUUUAAAAUCACAAAGCCCAAAACUCAGGGCCCGUAG